AUGGCAUGUGAGGGCUGUGAUUUGGGAUUGGCGAGGGCGGAGAUGAGUGUGCUGCUGUUCGUGCUGCAGUGUGCCAUUGAUAAUGCUGCCGACAAAAUCACUGGCGGUAAUAGUGGUGGUGACGAGGAGAGUGGUUUGGGCGAGGCUGCUGUGAGUGCGCUGGGUGAUGACAUGGGAAUCCGCAAGGAUGCGGAAAGGGAGGCGAGAACCACUCAAGCAUGGAGGAUGGUGAGGCUGGGGCAGCUGCUACCGGCACGUGGAGUGGGGGUGGGUGGAGGGACGGCUGGUGUGGAGGGAAGAUAUGCUGGUGGCAGCGCUGCCCCUAGUACACGGGUGUCUGGGGAGGCGAGUGGGCGCGAGUUGCUGGAUGGAGAGAUGAGAAGGGAGGAGAUGAGGGAGGCUGAGGAGUUGUGGCACGGGCAGAGUGUGCUUCACAAGGCGGCAUAUCAGGUGCAGAAGGAGAGAAGGGAAAGUCGGGUGCAGUGGCAGGCGGGCACGAUGGCACAGCACAAGGGGCGUGCAGAGUGGAAGGGGGCGGAGCAGCUGCGAGCAGAGCUGAUGCUUGCCCACUUGGGUUUACAGAUGGCUGUAGGCAUGCUGCAACGCACACAGCAGCGCCUAGUGCUCUGGCUAGAGGGUAGCAGAGAGUCUACUGCCUGCCAGCACGCCACAGCAGCAGCGACGGCAGCACAAAGGAUGUCGGUUGUGCUUCCUUGCACAGGGAUUCUCACCCCUGCCCCUGCCAUUGCCCAUGUGCAGCACAAGGUGGGUCUGUGGUGGGCCCGCUGGUCAGCCCGCCUCACACCCCUCCUGCACUCGCUGCACCACCUGCACAGCAAUGCCAUGCCUGUUGCCGACUCCCACCUCCCCCGCCUGCACGCCGCCUUCUCUCUCCUCUCCGCCUCCUUCCACCGCCGCCUCUCCUCCUCCUACUCCGCCUCUUCCUCCUGCCAGCUUGAUGAUAUGGCGCUGCCAUGGGCCAAGGGGGUGGCACUGGAGCCGCUGGUGAGCACAGGGAAGAGUGGCGAGAUGGACGGGUGGAGGGCGGUGAAGGUGGUGGCAGGGGUGUGGACGAGGGAGUAUGCCAGCUGGUUGAAUGGAGCGAAGCGGGUGGCGUGCAAUGGAGCUGGCAUCAAUGGCUUCCCAGCAGCCUCCCUGCCCCUCUGCCAAUCCUCGAGUCCUCCUCCCUCUGGUGGAGCAUUCCCUCUCGUUGCUGCCUGCUACGAUGCACUCCUGUUCUCGCUCUGCCAUCAUCCCAUCCCCCUCUGCCACUCCUCUCCACCACCUGUUCACCUCCCUUCUGCUUCAACCUCCUCCUCCUGCCUCCGCUUCGCGCAGUCUCCAAUACCGCACCCAUCCAACCCUCAGUCACAACCUGCACCACACGCUGCUGCAACUUCCAUCUGCCCUUGUAGCUCUGCUGAACACGUACCAGCCAUCUAG
Molecule: messenger RNA, 1443 nt
Organism: Closterium sp. Naga37s-1
Lineage: Eukaryota; Viridiplantae; Streptophyta; Zygnematophyceae; Desmidiales; Closteriaceae
Source: the annotation of a GenBank genome assembly